GUGAUCCCUAACGUGUACACAAAUCUGAUUUCAGGAAUCUCUUGUUGAAGAAUCUACCAUGCCCUUGGACUGGUUCGCGACGUCUGGGGCUCGGAAGCUGCGCGACAGCAGUGCACUCAACUACCGGGAGUAUCUGCGCCGAAGUGAAAGCUGCGUGUCACCGCAGGUUGAGGACGAUCUGCGCCAGAUCGAGCUGGAUCUGCCGCGCACGGGCGCGUCCAUACGCCUCUUCCUGUUGGCUCAAUACGAACGGGAGGCGUACCAGGAGGACGAGGAACUGCCGCAGCAUGUAAUGCAGCGGUUUAUACCCCAUAUAAAGAACAUUCUGGUGGCAUACAGCGUGGUACGCGGGCUAAAGUAGAUUUAUAGUAGGAGAGAUCGAGCCUCAUAUUGUUAUUUUGCAGAGAAACCCUCGAGUCGGCUACGUCCAGGGCCAUGCAGAUGUCCUGUGUUUCCUCUUUGGGAAUGUAAAUGAGAAAAGGGACGAGGAGGAGACGUUUUGGGUCUACGCCAGUGUCAUUGAGAGGUGUGAAUUGCAAUUGACGAGCCUCGUGGUGAGCUCUUCACUGACUUUGGGAUGACUUUACCAUGGCAGAGUUUUUCCAGAGGACUUUUUUGCAAGGGCACCGAAGCUACACGGGUUUCAAGUGGACUGCAAACUGUAUCAUGAGCUGGUUGUGAGGAAACUCGUGCCAUUUUAUCCCAUUUUAGCCAAGGUGGGGUCUCUACUCAUUCCUUAUUUGUGAUGGUGGUAUCUAAAGGUACAGUUUGGUUUGUGUCAUUAGGUUGAUCUGCCUCUUGUGACGACGCUGUUGUCUUGCAAAUGGUUCGUCUCGCUCUGGGUUGGAGAACUGACUUUGCCGUUACUUUACGAAGUCUGGGACACGAUGCUUCGGGAAAAUGACGGCACGAUGCUGCAUCUCCUGAUUGCACUACAUUUCUUUAGACUUGCUGUGGACGAAAUUCAGCUCCACAUGGAAACGGAGCAGUGGGACUCGAGCUACAUCUACAAGAUCAUAUUAGACCAGUGUCAAAGCGCUACUGAAAUCGCCCCACAGACACUACUUCAACAAGCACGCACACUGUAUGGUCUCAAGGACGAAUCUGUCGAGGACAUGCGAGCAGCCCUUCGACGACUGCCUCAAUUACGCAAGGCUGAAUUCACAGUUCUAGCCAAGCAAACGCAUUUCAGCCGCUUGGAAAUGGAGCGACUUCAAGACGAGUUUACUUUUCUUCGCUACCAAAGGAAAACGUGUGGUCGCUCCAAGCUUCGUGGGCUGAGGCAAGAAGAGCUGGAAAGUGUACUGGCUCGGGAAUUCAACACGGUAAACGCCCAACCAGAAAUGAGGUACUAUCGUCGCCUUUUUGAGUACCUACCUAACGCUCGUAUCUUGAUUCUCUUCUAUCAGUGGCCUAUGGAUAUCUAUGGACAAAUUUACAACUUUCUAAGACCCGACGGAUACGGAAAUAUUUCCUAUUUCAACUUGAUUCAGUUUUUAUCGGUUGCGAGUCGUGGAGGGCCAGAGGAAAAGGCACAUCUAUUGUUCCAGAUCCCUAAUCAACAGAGUCGCGAAUACCUUAAUCAGCAAGGCAUCGAACAACUUGCAGAUUUACUAUGCUGUCUACUGACGAAUCGGAUGUUGGCGGAUGCGGAAGGGCAUCGAAUGCACGAAUCUCGUCGACGUGAGAAUGGCGAGUCGGUCUCCGAUGCUGCCAAAAGCCCACUGCUACGACGGCACUUUCGAACCAAAUUACUGUCGCUGACUACAUCAGAUGGCCGGCUUCAGUAUGCUAAAUGGCUCGAGUUUACUCUUUUGGACAGCGAGAUAACUCAGUUGAUGGAGUGGUCCAGGCGUCGAUCGGGCGGCUUAAAAUCACGCUCUGUGAGCUUCUGGGGUAUGACUCCGAUUCAACCAGCCCUGAAUAGGGCGUCCUCAGACUCGACACUACAACAACAGCAACAACAUUCUUCAAAAAAGUUCUUGAAAUCCAACACUGAAGACAAACCCGAGCGUAUGUCUGGAAUCGGGGAGCCCAACAACUUCGGAAUCGAGUCUGCACCAUUUCUGAAGAAACCAGAAUUGGCGGGGGAGAGUCUUACAGAAAGACGACAUGUUUCUCUUCUCUCGAGAAAGAUGAAAAAGAAGUUUAAGGCUUGUUGGCCACCUGAAGACGCUGAUUCAUUGAUCCGUGACCCAUUUAAAGAGCCUCCUGAGACUAUCAGCUCCGGAAGUCCGUACGUGUUUUGGUGCCAAUGCACAAUAAGUUGAAGAAUGAACGGUGCAACCUCGAUAACUACAGUGCAUACCUAGCUAGAUAUUUUUCAGUCGCUAGCAAACGUGGUCAGUGAUAUGAUGUAGUCGACGUAGGCGGCCACAUUGUCAUUGAUACUCUUGCCCUGGUUGUUUGAAACAAAUCAAACUCGUGAGAUCACCCACACUAACCGAAAGCACAUUGAUCGUUUUACCUGCACGGUCCUGAAAGAAUAUUCGGUCUCUUCGCUGCCGCGCACAACGUUGAAGACGAAUGAGUUGGCACUGUAACCCCAGUUCGCGAUAUCCGCGUAAGGAUAAAGUGCUAAAACUUCGUCGCUGGCGCCUAGGAUACUGACACCCACGUCGUUGAUAGCAAGAACGACACGAGCUGGC
This is a messenger RNA of Phytophthora nicotianae INRA-310, 2648 nucleotides long. RefSeq lists its product as hypothetical. Gene Ontology annotation, biological process: activation of GTPase activity. Gene Ontology annotation, molecular function: GTPase activator activity. Lineage: Eukaryota; Oomycota; Peronosporomycetes; Peronosporales; Peronosporaceae. The transcript has 5 exons. The coding region runs from base 888 to 2270 and encodes 460 amino acids. The record is from RefSeq and is a predicted model, not a curated record.